This is a messenger RNA of Salmo salar (Atlantic salmon), 1707 nucleotides long. The record is from RefSeq and is a predicted model, not a curated record. Lineage: Eukaryota; Metazoa; Chordata; Actinopteri; Salmoniformes; Salmonidae.
AUGUGUGUGAGCAUCCAGGGCUGGUUCAGACAGCGGACCGUAAGGACCUGGCUCAGUGCCUGCUGUUCAGUGAAGACUCAGAGGACAGAGAGCAUGCUGGGACGCUUCCACACAGACCUACGGACGCCCCACCCCCUCAGAAGAACUGAAGCGCAGGGCCAGGGGAGGAGCUCUGAGACCACACCCACAGGAAGAGGAAACGGUUCCUGCCAGAAUGCUGACUCCCCAUUGGACGUAUCUGAUGACUUCAUCCUGUUCAGCCCCUCCCUCCUGGCGCGGGCGAGGGAGAGAGCGGCGCUACAGCGGUCUCUGAGGAACAACAUGUCAGCCUCUGUUCUCACGCCCCCUACUGGGCUGGAGGCCAGCACACUCAACACCACAGGGGUUGGUCUAUCAGCGGUGUGUAUGCGUCCAGACGAGCAGUGUGACAGGUUGUUGUUGUCCAGCUGGGGUCUACCUGCUGCGGUCCUUCAGCGUUACCGUCGUCAUGGUGUCGUCUCCAUGUUCCCCUGGCAGGCUCAGUGUCUCAGUCUGGGACGCGUGCUGCAAGGACAAAACCUGGUCUACUCAGCCCCAACCAGUGCAGGGAAGACCCUGGUGGCAGAGCUGUUAAUGCUGAAGAGAGUACUGGAGACGAAGAGGAAAGCUCUGUUUAUUCUGCCCUUCGUAUCCCUGGCCAAGGAGAAGAUGACCUACCUGCAGAGUGUGUUCUCCGAGGCGGGGUGUGUGGAGGGCUACAUGGGAGGCCGGGCUGCUCCAGGAGGUUUCAAUAGUCUGGAUAUAGCAGUGUGUACUAUAGAGAAGGCCAACUCCCUCCUCAACAGACUCAUAGAGGAGGAUUCCAUGGACCUACUGGGUGUGGUAGUUGUGGAUGAGCUUCACAUGGUAGGAGACUCCGGUAGAGGAUACCUGCUGGAACUACUGCUCACCAAGAUCCGAUACAUCGCCCUCAAACACAACACCAACAACGGCUCCUUAUCAGAAGGUGUCCAAAUCGUGGGUAUGAGCGCCACCCUCCCAAACCUGUCCCUGCUGGCUGGGUGGCUGGAUGCUGAGCUUUACCAGACAGACUACAGACCCGUCCCCCUGAAGCAGAGGCUCAAGGUGGGGAACAGCAUCUACGACUCCAGCCUCUCUCUGGUCCGAACCUUCAAGCCCCUGAUCACUGUUAAGGGCGAUGAGGACCACAUACUGUCUCUAUGUUAUGAGACAGUGAGUGAAGGUCACUCUGUCCUCCUGUUCUGUCCUUCCAAGAGCUGGUGCGAGAAACUGUCGGACAGUAUUGCUAGAGCGUUCUACAACCUCAGACACACAGGUGGGCAGAAUGGCUCAGCGCUCCAGCCUGUGGCGUUGGACCAGGGGGGAGUAGUGGAUGUGUUAGCCCAGCUCAGACGCACCCCAGCUGGGUUAGACCCGGUCCUGCAACGCACCGUGCCCUGGGGGGUGGCCUUCCACCACGCUGGUUUGACGUUUGAUGAGCGAGACGUGUUGGAGGGAGCGUUCCGAGGGGGCGUGGUCAGAGUGUUGGCGGCGACCUCAACCUUGUCAUCGGGGGUCAACCUGCCUGCGCGCAGGGUUAUCAUACGAACUCCGACCUUUAAUGGUCGUCUGCUCGACCCCCUGACCUACAGACAGAUGGCCGGACGCGCUGGGAGGAUGGGAGUCGACACUGAGGGUGAGGAGGGGGAGGAUGGGAGUCGACACUGA